Messenger RNA from Entelurus aequoreus (snake pipefish), 2541 nucleotides. Its product is annotated as protocadherin alpha-C2-like. Gene Ontology annotation, biological process: homophilic cell-cell adhesion. The record is from RefSeq and is a predicted model, not a curated record. The coding region runs from base 139 to 2541 and encodes 800 amino acids. Lineage: Eukaryota; Metazoa; Chordata; Actinopteri; Syngnathiformes; Syngnathidae. Gene Ontology annotation, cellular component: plasma membrane. Gene Ontology annotation, molecular function: calcium ion binding. The transcript has a single exon.
CAAUCUUGUUGGGCUGUAUUCGAAAUGAAACCUUAAUUAUUUUGUCUGGAAGAUCACCUGGAUGUCUAUAAAAGAGGUUAUUGUAGCAUACUGAGUCUUACUUGCCGUGUAUAAGGAAUACUGGACAUCAAUGUGACAAUGAGGCCACACAAAAGGUACGUGCUUCUUAUUGUGUUCUUGUACACAAUUCCCUGUGUUUGGGCUUCAGUGACUCAUUAUUCAAUCCCAGAGGAGCUCAAGGAAGGAUCAGUGGUUGCCAACCUUGCAAAUGAUCUCAGUUUGGAUGUUACAAGUCUGAUUAGACGCAAGAUGCGAGUCGACAUCAUCGCUAAUAAGAAAUAUCUGGACGUGAACAAAGAGACUGGGGAACUGUACAUUGUGGAGAAGAUUGACAGGGAACAUAUAUGUAACGUGAAAUGGACAUCGUGUUAUCUCAAGCUGGAGGUGACACUGGAAAACCCACUGCGUAUUUUCAACAUAGAGUUAGAAAUCCUAGAUAUGAAUGACAACGCCCCGCAGUUCAGACGUGACUCCAUUCAUUUAGAUAUAUCUGAAUCUACACCAGCAGGGGAGAGAUUCUCUUUGAGCAAUGCAGUCGAUCCUGAUGUGGGGAGCAAUUCAGUAAAAACAUAUCAUCUGAGUGAAAGUGAUCAUUUUAAUAUCGAAGUUCAGACUGGAAGAGAUGGGUCGAAAUUUGCAGAACUGAUAAUGAAGAAGAGUUUAGACCGAGAGCAGCAGGCUACACAUCAUUUAAUAUUAACGGCAGUAGAUGGCGGUACACCUCCUCGUUCUGGUACUGUCAAUAUUAUUGUCAAUGUUUUAGACACCAAUGACAACGCUCCUUUGUUUAAUGAAUCUAUUUACAGUGUGAACAUAAUGGAGAAUUCUCCUAUUGGAAACCUUGUUAUUGAUUUAAAUGCUACUGACUUGGAUGAAGGCUCCAACUCCGAUUUAACAUAUUCAUAUAGUUUAUACACACCAGAGAAAACACAAGAAACGUUUCACUUAAAUCCUACUACUGGUGAGAUUACUGUUAGAGGGAUGUUGAAUUAUGAAGAUUUUAAGAUUUAUGAUAUGGAAGUUAUAGCAGCAGACAAAGGAGUCAACAGUUUAUCAGGACAAUGUACAAUUAAAAUUCAAGUUGAGGACAUGAAUGACAACCAUCCAGAAAUAUCUAUUAAAUCUUUCCAAAGUCCAGUCAGUGAGAAUAUUGAUGUUGACACGGUGAUAGCAGUGGUCAGUGUGAGUGAUAAGGACUCAGGUGACAAUGGAGUAGUGGAUCUUCACAUUCCUCGUAAAAUGCCUUUUAAACUGAGGGAGUCCUCUGAUAACUAUUACGAGUUAGUGGUCUCCGAGCCUUUAGACCGUGAGAAGGUUCCAGAAUAUGACAUCACCUUCACUGUCACAGACCGAGGCUCCCCUCCUUUGAGUGACAAUGAAACCAUGACUUUACAGCUGCUGGAUGUGAAUGAUAAUGUUCCACACUUCCCUCAGUCCUUUUAUACCAUACGUGUGAUGGAGAAUAACGCUCCUGGCGCCUUGCUCAGUUCACUCAGUGCGUUUGACCCUGACCUCCAUGAGAACCAGUACCUAGUUUACUUCAUCCUAGAGAAGGAGAUCGUCAACACCUCCAUGUCCAUGCUGUUCUCCAUCAAUCCAGAGAACGGGAACCUUUACGCACUAAAGACUUUUGACUAUGAGAUGGAGAAGGACUUUCUUUUCCACAUUGAGGCCAGAGACUCUGGCUCUCCUCCACUCAGCAGCAACGUCACAGUCCACAUCAUCAUUAUGGACCAGAACGACAACACCCCAGUUAUUGUCUCUCCUUGGCGAGCGCACGGCUCCGUGGUGGAGGAGAAGAUCCCCAGAUCCACUGAUAAAGGAUCUCUGGUUGCCAAGGUGAUAGCUUUGGACGUGGACUCGGUGCACAACUCUCGCAUCACCUACCACUUCCUGCAGGUGACUGAUGCCACCUUGUUCAGUCUGGACCAGUACAACGGAGAGAUCCGCACCAUGAGGAUGUUCAGUUACAAAGAUCCACGUCACCAGAGACUGGUUGUUGUUGCCAAGGACAACGGGGAUCCGGCGCUCUCUGCUACAGUCACCAUCAAGCUGUCCACGAUGGAGACUGCUGUGAAGGCCCACUCGGACAUGACUGAGGUGCCCAUGGAAUACGACAUCUUCUCAGACCUCAACCUGUAUUUAGUCAUCGGUCUGGGAUCAGUGUCCUUCCUGCUGCUCAUCACCAUCUUGGUCACCAUCGUGCUCAAGUGUCAGAAUACCAAGCCCAGCAUGGCGGCUCCGCCCAGCAGGAACAGUGUGAUCAGUGAGAGGAACUCCACCAUCGCAGAUUCCACUCUGGUGUCCAACGAUGCCUACUGGUACAGUCUGUUUCUGGCAGAGACCAGGAAAGGAAAGAUGGUGGUCAGGCAGCCUGUGCCAAAGGGUUCCCGAUACAUCGUGUCCAGUAUUCCCAGGAGCACAGGCAUGUCUGAGACUAGUGGCUCUGCUCCUUCAACCUUGCAGGUAAGCACAUUUUGA